AAAUGUUUAGCUAUUCUUUGCCGAAUUUACCUGAUUCUCUCCAUUUUUCGCACUUAUUAUUACUUACAUUAACAGCACCACCAGCAAAUUUGAAUCCAGAAUAUUUUAGCUCUCUGAUGAGUCAGUAAGUUUAUUCCGUAAUGUUUUAAGGUAUGGACCUGUUGCCAAUGUAAAAAUUUUGCAUCGCUCAUUAAUGGAAUGUCGAGUCUUGGUCGAGAUGGCUAAUAUCGAGGCAGCAAAGAAUGCCAAAAAAGCAUUAGAUCAACUUUCAUCGAAUUUCAUCAAAUGUUCUUACUAUUAAGAUGACAAACUAAUGCCACAUGGCUCAUUUACGAUUGGCUCAUAUGAAACUAUUGAUGAUACAACUUCAAGUACGUUUAAAAAUAGGCAUUCCACAUCAAUUAAUGAUAGUAUUAUAUAUAAUAAUAUAAAAUUAGUUGUAUAGGAUGGAGACUCUAAACCACACAGCUCAACUGUAUUGCCAAUAAGUUAAAAACUCAUACCUUCUCAAAAAAACAUUCAAUCAACGAAGACAGUGUGCUUAAAUGGAAUUUCUGGAAAAGAAUUGGAUGCGCAUAAGUUAUACAAUAUUUUUAGCAAUUUCGGUAAUGUAGACAAAAUUAUACUAAUAAAGUAAUAUGUAUUACUCAUAGAUGUAGUCUUAAAAAUUUUGCUUUAGUAAAGUACUUAAAAGAAGAUCAGGCGUAUUUCGUAUAUUAGAAUUGUCAGAAUUUAUAAUUUUUCGAAAGUUCUUUAACAAUCACAUUCGCUGCAGAUGAUUCAAUUGAAAAGUUAGUCGGUCUGGAUACUUUAUAUAGAGACUAAGACUAUUAUGUUGGAUCCCAAGAUACUGACAGGUACAUGCUCUGUAAAUUCAUCGUAGAUUCAAUCCAAAUAAUAAGAUGAUUUUGCUGCCUCCCAGUCAAGUUCUUCAUAUCUCUAAUCUGAAAAAAGUGUCCUCCAAUGCAGAAACCAUGUGGGAUAUAUUUUCUGAAUUCGGCGUUGUCGAAGUAUUUUAUGAAAUAAUCUGUAGGCAGUCAAGGUUCUAAACUCAUAGUUUAAAUUUAUGUGUUUAAUCAAAAUGGAAACUCUGAAGCAGGCUUUGGAAGUCAUGGCACUUAUGCAUAAUGAAGAAGUGGACGGGAGAAACAUUUAAAUUUCAUUCACCAAAGCCAAAAUUUGA
Paramecium octaurelia is the source of this 1183-nucleotide messenger RNA. The record is from the annotation of a GenBank genome assembly. Lineage: Eukaryota; Ciliophora; Oligohymenophorea; Peniculida; Parameciidae.